Molecule: messenger RNA, 3869 nt
Organism: Notodromas monacha
Lineage: Eukaryota; Metazoa; Arthropoda; Ostracoda; Podocopida; Cyprididae
Source: the annotation of a GenBank genome assembly
AUGUUCAAGCUGCUCAUCAUCGGCAACAGCAGCGUGGGCAAGACGUCGUUCCUGUUUCGCUACGCGGACGACUCCUUCACUCCGGCCUUCGACACGGCCGGACAAGAACGGUAUCGGACCAUAACAACUGCGUAUUAUCGUGGUGCCAUGGGCUUUCUCCUCAUGUAUGACAUAACCAACGAAGAGUCCUUCAGCAGUGUUCAGGACUGGAUCACCCAGAUCAAGAACUACUCAUGGGACUAUGCCCAAGUGAUCCUGGUGGGCAACAAGUGUGACAUGGAGCAUGAAAGGGUCGUGAGCACAGAGCGGGGCCAGCAACUGGCAUCCCAGCUAGGCGUGGAGUUCUUUGAGACCUCUGCCAAGGAAAAUAUUCAGGUGAAGGCAGUGUUCGAACGCCUCGUCGACAUAAUCUGCGACAAGAUGUCCGACAGUCUCGACACUGACGCUGGCGGCGGUGGCGGCGGUUUCGGCGCCGGAGGCAGCAAGGGCACUGUGCUAACGGAUGCCAGUGGCGCCGGUGGCGCCGGUGGCAAGGCCUCUUGCUGCUGAUUCCGAAAUUCAUUUAAUUCCCAGUUCAUUCGCCAUUCCAUUCCAGUUUUUCAUUCCGAAAAUUACAGACAAAAACAGAAAUCCGUGGCUUUAUGACACCAGAAAACGCCUCCAAGUGAGAGAUGAAAAAAAAGUUACUAUAGAAUCUCACUCUCGAAUUCCUAAAAUAUAAUGGUUGUCAGAAAAAAAAAACUUCGGGAUUGAAAAAAUGGCUGCCAUUGGAAAAAUGGAAAAAUUUUCCAGAGAAAAGAAGUUCCGAAAAUAAAAUGGAGCAUCAUAAUUAAGGCAGAAUAAAUUAUAUGCCCUUCUUCAAAAUAUAUUUAACAAUAUUUGUAAAAAAAAAUUCAGUCCUGUCACUUUAAUUUUUCUUUCUAAAUAGAAUCAUUUUUUCAUCGCGAUUUAUUCUCGUUCAAAAUAAUUUUUCUACAGAUUAAUCAUCACUAUUAUAUUUUUAUUCCUGUACUUCGUUUUCUUCGACUUUAAUUCUCUCCAUUGGACCUUUUCUCAUGCGUCGUUUUAUGUUAUUUGCAUUUUCCCCCUCAGCCUUUUUUACGGGCGCCGCAAAAUUAACUUCUUGACUUUUUCUUGCCAGUAUUCAACAGUUUGGAAAUUUUAAAAUUGCCAAUUCUUGGAAAAAACCUAUAGUUUCAGAAUAUGCUUCUUCAAAAUCUAGUCAAUUUUUUUUAGAUUCAACAGCUCUGACGGAUAAAAAAAAAGGUACAACAUUUCACUGCUACAAUCUUUUCGAAUAAUAACCACGGGCUUCAAGAAAAAGCCCAUGUGUUAAUGAUGUGUUAAGCUGCUGUUCCAGAAAGAAUAGAGAAUUCUAUAGAUAACCUGGCUGACAGAAAAAAGAGGAAAUACAUAAUUAUUAGGAGAAAAUAAUGAGAUGGGUUCCUAUAUACUUGGUAUAAAGUCUGAAGCGUGGAGAAAAAAAAGUAGGAGCUUUACUCUACGAUUCAUACCCAUGAAAAAGGGAACACCUUUUAUCCUGAUGGGUGCUGAUGAGGCUGAUCAUCAAUAUCUCCUGAAGUUCUGUUCUUUACUCUCUUCUUACUCAAAACUGUGGUGGGAAAAAAAAUACUGUAUAUACAGUAUGUAUAGUCUUGUUUGGAUUUUUGCCUCCGAACUUGCAGGUAUUACUUAUAGACAAGGCGGGUGGGUUAAUUGGACAGGAAAUCCCGCUGAUGAUUCAUGAAUCAACACAGUUUGCUUCCAACAUGGUCCCAAAAGAGAGAGCGAGAGAGAAAAGAAGAAAAACAAAGAAUGUGAAUCGACAUUUUCUAUCUCAUUAUGGUGUUCGAAGAGACAAAAAAAAAGAAAGAAAUGUUUGGCUGAACUCUUUUGGGAGUUUUGCAAAAACGUUAUAUGCACAUGGUUUGCAAAAGAAAAAAAAGCCAAUGUCAUCACACAUCAGGCGGUUUUUGUUGUUGUUGUUUUAGGAACAAAUUUUUCGUUUCGCCAAUUGUACAUGGGUUGAAGAGUUUAUGUAUAUCAACCAAGGGGUGUAUAAUGUUACGAAAAUUCUUCCAGCACUGAAUGCAUUGCAAAUGUUUAAAAUUUUAUUUUGAAAAAUGAUCCAGGAAACUUAAGCGACCCAUCAGUGAAUUGGUCAAAGUUUUUUUUUCAUAAUUUUCAAUAACUCAACGUCUGGAAUUUUAGGUAUACUUCUGAGAUAACCUGAAACCUCUGAGUUGCGGUUCCCUUUUAAUAAGGCACUCAACAAAAUUAUACCAGCGACAUCUGCAUGACAAAGAGAAAAAGGCUUAUAUAAUAGGACAAAAAAAGAAUGAAUCAAUAAUGUUCACCAGAAAAGAUUUUGCAAAAUUUGCUCACCAUAGACUCUAAGAAAUUCAAAAAGUAAAAGCAGCAUACUUUUCUUUUUUGAAACAAAAAAAUCUGAAAGAACCAAUAAUGCUGCAUUUUUUCAAUUUUAAUUCACACAUGAAAUAACUUUUGGUGGUCUGAUGGUCAUUGCCAAUUUUUAUUGUCUUAUAUUCAAAUGUUUCUGGGCUUUUGCCACUCAACUGAGGUGAUGUUAUUUUCCAAUUUUUGUCAAACCAAAAUGCACUAGCCUGCAAAAAAUUUCAAAGAUCUGCCACUAAAAAACCCUUUAUCAUGCCGAAGGGUUGAUGACACGUGCAACGUAAAAUUAGUUAGUUUUCCCACACAUAGAUGUCAUCACCAAAGUGUAUUGAUAAUAUUAUCAAACUAGCCAAAGGCCUCUACAUUUUAGUGCACCCAAUUACUGAAGAGCACCAUUUCAGAAAAAAAACCAAUUCCUUAUUCACUUUUGUAGAUGUCGCUCUUGUAUAUGCCUCAUAAACCCCUCUGAGAAAAAGCCUUAAACUUUUAUUCAUGAAACUUUACUAAUACUGUACCAUAUAGUGAAUUGAAGCACAGUUAAUUUGAUCAUUACAUGCGGAGAGUGAAAUAAUUUUUGGCAUCUUGAUUCUUGAUACCCCAUCAACUUGAUAGAAUUAGCCUGACAUCUACACAAACCGAAAAUACUUUUUAAAAACGCCAAAGUUUAUUAGUAUUUACUUUUGUCUCAUAUAGAUGUCGCCAAAAUGGGUCCACACAAGAAGAGUAUGGUGUGGAAAACAUUAUUGCCGUUGAUAAAUUUCUCACUUCUUUUGUCGAGCAUAAUUAUUAUAGAAAUAUCACAUGAACUAAGAGGAACCUCAAUUUCUUUCAUAUUCUUUUUAUUCAUUUGAUAAUGCUUCGGAGACGGAAACAUUUUCGGGUACCCCCAUGAAGUACGUUUAUUGUUUUUUUUUCUUUUUCAAAAUGCUUUAUUUUGAUUGCGGCUGCCUUGAAAAUAUCGAUGCUUUCGUUUUCGGUCGUCGUCCACACCGGAAACCGCAGGAUUUUCUUUCUCCAAAAUUUUAUGAAAAAAAACCCCCAACCAAGAGUCGGGGAAAACAGGAAGAUGAAAAAAAAAAAUAGCAGAGAAAAAAGCGGUAAAAAACGAGUGACUUGAGUAUAUAUCGUUAGUUUGAUGAUAUGGUGACGGAAUGGACUCGCGAAACAAAAAAAAAAAAAAAUCGUGUUUGUUCGUUGUUGACCAGCUUCGUGAGGCGUCAGGUUAUGUGAUUCCCGCCCUGCUCUCCAAACCCAGUUUCGUGUCCGCCGUAUAGAUGGCGCGGGCGUCAUUCGCCCUGCCUUUCAUUGUGUAUCUCCUUUUCCUGCAAAAAAAAAACGAAGAAGAAGGGGGAGAGAAAAGAAGAGAUAAGGAGGGGGCUUUCUUUGUGGUGUUCUGCAUUUUUUUGCUCUUUUUUUUCUGCGCUGCCAGAAGUUUUUUUUUUUUUUUUUUUUUU